Vigna unguiculata (cowpea) is the source of this 1649-nucleotide messenger RNA. RefSeq names its product lecithin:cholesterol acyltransferase 3 (gene LCAT3). Lineage: Eukaryota; Viridiplantae; Streptophyta; Magnoliopsida; Fabales; Fabaceae. The record is from RefSeq and is a predicted model, not a curated record. Gene Ontology annotation, biological process: lipid metabolic process.
GUGUUCGCACACUAGUUGUUGAAACUCCCUCACCAGCUUCAGUGAGAAGGAGAAGAAAAGGACGAAGCCAUGCGUUUCUGCCCGUGCUUUGGAUCCGACGAGGUCAGGGCAAUCGCCGAUCGCGACCCGCUUCUGCUGGUUUCGGGUAUGGGCGGCUCCAUUGUCAAUUCCAAGCCCAAGACAUUCGGGUUCACCACCCGGGUUUGGGUCAGGCUUCUGCUCGCUGACAUGGAGUUCCGGAAGAAGAUUUGGUCCCUUUACAAUCCAAAAACAGGCUACUGUGAAACGUUGGACAAGAAGUCUAAGCUUGUGGUUCCUGACGAUGAUCAUGGCCUCUAUGCGAUCGAUAUUUUGGAUCCAUCGUGGUUUACGAAGUGUGUGCAUUUGACAGAGGUGUAUCAUUUUCACGACAUGAUUGAGAUGCUUGUUGGAUGCGGUUACGAGAAGGGAACCACGCUGUUUGGGUUCGGAUAUGAUUUCCGCCAAAGCAAUAGGAUUGACAAGUCAAUGGAAGGUCUUAAACAUAAGUUGGAGACUGCUUACAAAGCUUCUGGUGGAAGAAAAGUCAAUUUAAUAUCGCAUUCCAUGGGAGGAAUUAUGAUCUUGUGUUUCAUGUCGCUUCACAGAGAUGUGUUUACAAAAUAUGUGAAUAAAUGGAUUUGCUUGGCUUGCCCUUUCCAAGGAGCCCCAGGGUGCAUCAAUGAUUCUUUAUUAACUGGAUUAGAGUUUGUUGAUGGCUUUCAAAGCUACUUUUUUGUUAAAAGGUGGACUAUGCAUCAAUUGCUAGUGGAGUGUCCAUCAGUCUAUGAAAUGUUGGCAAAUCCAUCUUAUGGAUGGAAAAAGCAGCCAGAAAUUCUAGUCUGGCGAAAGCAUACAAAGGACGGGGACAAUAACACCAAUUUGGAAUCUUAUGGACCAACCCAGAGUAUAUCUUUAUUUGAAGAAGCACUGCGGAAUAAUGAGCUAAGCUAUAAUGGGAAAACGAUACGGCUUCCCUUUAACUUUGAUAUACUUGACUGGGCUAUUAAAACACGACAACUUAUCGCAAAUGCUAAAUUGCCAGAUGGAGUCAGCUUCUAUAACAUUUACGGGACAUCGUUGGACACACCUUUUGAUGUUUGUUAUGGUUCGGAAGAUUCUCCAAUUGAGGACUUAUCCGAAAUUUGCCACACAAUGCCACUAUAUUCUUAUGUGGAUGGGGAUGGAACAGUUCCUACUGAAUCUGCGAAGGCUGAUGGACUGAAAGCCACCGAAAGGGUGGGAGUUGGUGCUUCUCAUCGUGGAAUAUUACGAGAUGAGACAGUAUUUCAACAUAUUCAAAAAUGGUUGGGUGUUGAACCAAUGGUUAGCAAGCAAUCUAAAACAUCUAAAGUUGCAGAUGCUGGUCGAAUCGUGCCUAUGGUUCUAUAACUUGCUACUUUCGUUCCUCAUUUACCAAAAGAAAAUUCCAUUCCUUGCUUUACUUUUUCUUUUUUUUUUAAGAAAAAGGAAAAGAGGCUUAGAAAGACUUAAAGUGCAAUAAAUAAUUUGGCGAAUGUUCAGGUAAUCUAGUGUAAUUUCAUUGUAAACGUUAGGGUAAAUGGCCCAUGUGAUUCUUAAAUGUGACAUGCUAUCUAUUUAAUUAUUGAAAGAACAAAAUAUUUACUUUA